Molecule: messenger RNA, 912 nt
Organism: Castor canadensis (American beaver)
Lineage: Eukaryota; Metazoa; Chordata; Mammalia; Rodentia; Castoridae
Product: olfactory receptor 2B11-like
Biological process (GO): G protein-coupled receptor signaling pathway
Cellular component (GO): membrane
Molecular function (GO): G protein-coupled receptor activity; olfactory receptor activity
Source: RefSeq, a predicted model, not a curated record
AUGAAAGAAGAAAAUGUGAGUUUUCCCAACACAUUUAUAUUAUUGAUCUUCUCAGAGUAUCCAUGGCUAGAGAUUCCCUUAUUUGGAGUGGUCCUGGUCUCCUACACCCUUAUCCUGUUGGGGAACAGCUCCAUUAUUCUUCUUUCUGUAGUAGAACCCAGACUCCAGACCCCCAUGUACUUCUUCCUGGACAACCUCUCUGUGCUGGACCUCUGUGUCACCUGCACCAUUGUGCCACAGCUGCUGACCACCCUCUGGAGCCUAGAGAAGACCAUUGCUUCCUGGGGCUGCAUCACACAGGCCUAUCUUUUCCACUGGACCAGCUGCACUGAAUGUGCCUUGCUGGCUGUGAUGGCCUUUGAUCGCUAUGUGGCAAUCUGCCAUCCCCUCAGGUACACUCUCAUAAUGCAUGCCUGGGCAUGUGUGUGGCUGGCAGCUGUGUCCUGGUCCAGUGGCCUGGCCAAUUCUCUGCUCCAAUCCACACUCACCCUCCGACUUUCAUUCUGUGGGAGGCACACCCUUGAUCACUUCUUCUGUGAGGUGCCUGCUUUGAUCAAGCUGGCCUGUGGUGACACAACUGUUAAUGACCUCUCCCUGGCCUUGGGAGCCAUCCCUUUUGGAAUGGUGGCUCCCCUGCUUGUGCUCAUCUCCUACACCUUCAUUGUAAGGGCUGUGAUAAAGUUACCUUCAGCUGAGGGAAGGCAGAAGGCACUCAGCACCUGCAGCUCCCACUUGGUGGUUGUCACUAUGUACUUUGGGCCAGGUAUCUACAUAUAUCUACAACCUCCAUCCAAAAGCUCUCAGGCCAAGUUCAUGUCCUUCUUCUACUGCAUCAUCACCCCACUUCUCAAUCCACUCAUCUACACCCUGAGAAACAAGGAUGUGAAGGCAGCAUGGAAGAGAAUCUUGUAA